CCCCCCCAACAACCCAAACCUUGCACUGCUCAUCGAUUUCUCUUCCUGACGGCGACAAUGGCGUCGAAGAACAGCAAGCUCUCGGUGUCGUCGGUGGCGGUGGCGCUGGUGGCGCUGAUGGUGGUGGUGGUCGGCGCCGUCGUCGCGGCGGCUGCGGGCGGCGAGGAGUACUACGGCGGCGUCGCGCGCGCGGCGGAUGGGUGCGAGCCGGGGCAGGGCGUGGUGCCCAAGGACCCGCUGCCGGGGUGCCGGGCGUACCUGCUGCGGCGGUGCGGCGGCGGCGACCCGCCGGGGGUGCGGGCGCGGUGCUGCCACCAGCUGAGGGAGGUGGCGGCGCGCUGCCGCUGCGACGCGCUGCGCGCCAUGGUGGAGGUGCUCGUCGAGGAGGAGGAGGCGCCGCUGGCGUGCAAGAAGGGGGCCAUGGCCGCCAUCGCCGAGGGGCUCCCCGGGCGCGACGAGUGCGACCUCGACACGCGCGCCGACGACGGCGGAUCGCGCCGUUGCCACUUGGUGAUUAAUUGAUAUCUGAUGCUGUUUAAUGAUAAAUAAUAAUCGCCAUUGUUAUAUUCUAGAUUAUUUAUUUAUCAAACGAAUAAAAUGAUUAUGGUCGCGUGCUAUGCUUGUUCUUGCAACGGUGUGUAAUUAUCAUGUGAUGGGCAAUAAAGAGCAGGUGAUGAGUAGUAUUUCAUAUU
Oryza sativa Japonica Group (Japanese rice) is the source of this 692-nucleotide messenger RNA. RefSeq names its product alpha-amylase inhibitor 5. The record is from RefSeq and is a predicted model, not a curated record. NCBI's taxonomy places the organism in Eukaryota, Viridiplantae, Streptophyta, Magnoliopsida, Poales, Poaceae.